AUGUACUACACCACGAUGCCCAUGGAUAUUAUACUAUCAAACAGCGCACGCUUGGAUUUGAUCCGUGCCUGCUAUCUCAUCUACUCAUUUGUCAUCAACCAAAAUCGUGGUCAACGUUCCCAGCGGUACACGAUCACCUUCUACAAGAAUCAUCUUCCAACCAUGGAACUUUUCACCUCAAUCAACCCUAUGUGCACUCCCAUCUACUCCCAAUACGGUCUUUUGCAAAAACAAGCCAUUCACCCAACUAAUUCCUCAACCCUUAAAACCCUUGAACCCCUCCUCGAGUCACUUUCCACAACAUCAAAGAUCACCGCACCCCCGGAGCUCCUUCACGCAUUGAACUCCAAUGCACUCGGAGUGUUACAGCAAACCCGUAGGUUACCUACUUACUCCAUUUCAAUCCGUUUCUAA
This is a messenger RNA of Melampsora larici-populina 98AG31, 414 nucleotides long. RefSeq lists its product as uncharacterized. The transcript has 2 exons. Lineage: Eukaryota; Fungi; Basidiomycota; Pucciniomycetes; Pucciniales; Melampsoraceae. The coding region runs from base 1 to 414 and encodes 137 amino acids. The record is from RefSeq and is a predicted model, not a curated record.